UUAUGAAAGAAAGCUGGGAAAUUAAUGUUAUUUGUAAUUGAGUUCUUUUUUGGCCAGGUUUUAUACACAUACAUGUAAGGUGCUGAAUACUAACCCUUUUUUGCCUUUUUAAACAACGUCACAAGAAAGCUAUUAAAGCACAGAAUUGGUGUUCCAAAUGUGCUAUUUAUUUAUUGGUUUGUUUGUUGGAUUAUUUAGUACGUUAGUCUAAAGUAUUUGUAGCCUCUCUUGGUGUUGAUUUGUUUCUGUUGUUUGCAUCGUUGUGUAGCCUAUAUAUACAUGAUAGCGUCAUUUUGUUAAUCAUUUCCUUAUAAAAAAAAAAUGCGGCGUACUAUUUCUGACGUACUUAGUAUGAACCGUUGGACGUAGAAAUACCGCCAGUCACUAAAUUUCAAAAAAACCCGAUUGAACAUAAGUAUUUUAUUUUAUUUUUUACAUGGUUACGAAGAAUACAAAGGAUCUUCGCGAAUAAAUAAACAGUAAACAAAGCAGCACAGCAGAACAAACGGCUAAUCUGCUAAAUGUAGACUCGCAUUUAGUUUCCAUAGAAGCCACGGUCACGUGACUUUGUUGCUCUCUAGAGUCUAGACAACGAUGACAAGCUAGCAAAUUAGUUUUGACUUGGGAUUUAAAAAAAAAAAUUGUAAAGACUUUUAUUUGUUUAUAAAGAAUGGCUGAAAUAAUUAAAAAAGGAGACGAGGUUGGACGUAUUCUAGUGCAGGUGCAGAAUGAUUUAAGUCAGCUGAGGAAGAGGCUGGGUCGAAUAGACCACGACGGGACUUUAGAUGUUCAGGUUCUUGAUGAGGCGAUAAGCAGGACAGAGGACGGCAUCAAGAACCGUGCAGAGGAAUAUCUAAAGACAGUAAAUAAACAAGUCCUGACACUUCCCAUUAUUGAACAUGUUGAGAAGAAAGCAGUGACGGUUGCCAAAUGGCAGCCUCCCACUGAGUCCAUCCCAUAUAUUGCUCCUCAGAAAUAUCUGACUGCUGGAUCAUCUCCUGGAGAGAAGCACAAGGCAGCUUUUACAAUGCGUGCACUAUACAACCCUGACCACCCUAAACACAGAGACCUGAUGCACCAGAACUAUGGCCUUCAACUUCCUGAUUUGCUCAAGAAACCUGGGCCUACUGUGGGAACCCAGAAAGCCAAGAGCUCUACAGUAGCUGUUGUACCUAUAGACCAGAACAGAUAUCUCCUCCCUGCAGCCUCUCUCUGUGAGGAGGACAAGAAACCAGGCAAGAAUCUGAGAAUACACUUUCAAGGUCAUCCCACCACUCAUCCAUCCAUCAAUGCAUUCGUCUAUCCAUUCAUUGAUUCACCCAUGUUUACCUGUACAGUUAGAUUAUCUCUAUCUAUCUAUUUUGUAUUACUGCCCAGAGAACCAGAACUGUUGGCACCAAAAUCUGGAACUGUACUUUUUUAAUUGGCCACCAGUCCCAUACAAAAUGUUCCAGUUAUGUGGUAUUUGGUAUGUGCUCAAGAUUGGCACAAGCAGGACCUUGAAGUUAGGCUAGCAGCACUGUUCAUUACUGACUGAUUAUGCAUGCUAUGUCACACACUCCUGCAACACCAUACACACAGACAGACACAUUUUGAAAUGUUCUGGAUGAAGACUGUGAAAACGCAGCCAUGGAAUGAAAAUGUAGCCAUGGCCAAUCAGACAAAGGACACUCGUGCGUGCACUGCGAUGACGUCUUUGCUCAACAAAACGAUGAGGCAGUUGUUUAUACAAAAUG
Ictalurus punctatus (channel catfish) is the source of this 1736-nucleotide messenger RNA. Its product is annotated as IQ motif-containing protein H. The coding region runs from base 671 to 1423 and encodes 250 amino acids. The record is from RefSeq and is a predicted model, not a curated record. Lineage: Eukaryota; Metazoa; Chordata; Actinopteri; Siluriformes; Ictaluridae. The transcript is spliced from 6 exons.